AUGAACGCUGACAUUGGGAAUGGAUGCAGCUUUGCUGAACUUGACAAAGCGGUAUAUGAUGAUAUUCAUGCAGCCCUAACUCAGGCAAACAGAGGAGAAGUUGAGUCCGACCUUUGGUCCAACCUUGCAAAGAUAUUUCAUGACUAUCACAAAGCUUUGCAAUAUCUCGGUCCUCAAGUUCUUCCGGAAGAGCUGCGUCAUGCGCGCGGUGCUUAUCGCUGCUUAGCUGCUUGUGUCAUGCGGAAUUGUUUCGAGAAAGACUACGAUAGCAGCAAAGAUGACUCCUUCUUGGGUUCUUUGAUUGCUGAGAAUCAGGAGUUUCGCAUCAUCUAUGUGUUGUGGCGGUGGUGUAUCGACGGUGCAAAUGAAUCGAGUGGAUUUUCCGAUCUCGCACAUCAGCUGAACGAUAUCGGAGAGUUUUCCGGUUCUUUGAGAUCGAGUAUGAAGACGAUUAAGAGUGCAAGGGAAAUUGCUGUUGAUCCGGAUUCGAUUCUUAGCGCUGCAGAUCCGGUCUUCGACAAAUUCAUGCGUCUCCUGUUUAGUCUCUUAAGAUGUGGUCGAUUUGAUGAGGCUAUAGAACUUUCUGGCGAUUUAUGUGUGCCAUGGAUGCGACUACCGAUUUACACACAGCGACUUCUUGUUGAUCGAACCCUCCUACCUGCUCAUCUGAACAAGCGUGAACGACUACCUUUCCGUUUUAGAGAACUCUCUUUCCAGAUAAUGACGAAAAUGGUUAACGAGACGAAGUAUACUAUGGGUAUUCGAAUGUUUUUCGCGGCCCUUGUAGGCGACUUCAAAUUUCUUCUUCCACUUGCAAACAAUUUUGAAGAUCGUCUUUGGUGCUACGUGAAUGCUUCUGUCCAAGCCAGGUUCACUUUCAAGUUCUACUUUGUGAUGAAACUGAACUUAUCUCUCGCAUUGAAACAUCCAGUGUUCACUCCUACGACUGCAGGAGGUAUUUUUGAAGCUAUUCUCACGGCGGAUACUUCGCCGUACCAUACGCUUAUGAGCUUCAUGGUGCGCGGAGCAUGGGACGAAGCUAUAAAAUGGAUGGACGACUUUAGUAGAAAGGUUGAAGUAGGAAGUGAUAUCCGCUCUCGAUCACUAUAUCGUUUUUUCGGCCUCGUCACGAGUGCAUGUCAUGUCAUGAAGCAUAGCUUUAAGGAAGAUCAUUUAAAGAAUAUUAUCGGAAACAUGGUUGAUGUCCUGCGAGAGAAGCAGCUAUUUAGUCACAUACCGUUUUAUGCAGCUAUUUUAUCGAAACAAGAAGCACUGCAACUAAUUAGGAAUGUGAUGUCAGAUGUAAAAACGGCCGGCGAUCGUUACACAUUUAUUGAAGCACUAAAGGAAGCAGGAUUAGACGGUGAGAGUAUCGCUGUCGAGUUUGGCCGAUUUCGUAUGUUGGAGGAAGUCGACCAUAUUGAUCGCUUGGAUUGGAUAUUCGCUUGCAGUGAUAAGAAACUCCUACACGCCGUUACUGAGGCCAAUGCUGUCAUGCGUUAUUAUCUGUUACGGGACAUGGAAACUGAGGCUAAUACCGUGAUUAACGCUUGUGAGCGUCUUCAAAUAGUAGACCGCUUUGCCAGAUUAGUCAGAAACAUGGAGCAUACGGAAGAAUCUCAAGUGGAAAAGGCUGCAGAACUCGUUAUCGAUGAGUUCAACAAUCAUCGUCUUUAUUUGUCUGCCGUAGCUCACUGUACGACAUUUGCCGUCGAAUGUGCCAAGGCAUACGAUGCAGCACGACAAAAAGCCGAAGAUGAACAUGAAGAGCAUCUGUACUCGCGGCAAGGAGACCUUGUCGACCUUUCGCGACGUACUGCCUUAGCGGAGCGCAGCCAGUCACGUUACGAACACUCUAAGAUUACACUAGGCGCAUGCAAGGAAAGAACGUUUGAUGCAGUGGUAGCACUUCUACAACAUCCUGGUUGGAGGUCAAUUACGAAUGAGGUUGGUGACCACGCUUUUUCCUUAACAAUUAACUUUUUUGGAGAAAAGUACUUGGAGAGUGAUCAGUCUCGUUAUAUCGAUAAGGAUCUUGCUGAAGAUGAUCUCAGCCAAUUUCUCCUUGAUCUCCACGCUGUAGCAGGACACUUAUUGGGAUAA
Molecule: messenger RNA, 2103 nt
Organism: Angiostrongylus costaricensis
Lineage: Eukaryota; Metazoa; Nematoda; Chromadorea; Rhabditida; Metastrongylidae
Source: the annotation of a GenBank genome assembly